Cyclocybe aegerita is the source of this 2805-nucleotide messenger RNA. The record is from the annotation of a GenBank genome assembly. NCBI's taxonomy places the organism in Eukaryota, Fungi, Basidiomycota, Agaricomycetes, Agaricales, Hemipholiotaceae.
AUGGCCUCUUCCUCGUUUCUCGACCAGUAUGAAUCGCUAGAUGUGAUAGGAAAUGGGUCCUUUGGUAUCAUUCGCAAAGUUCGACGGAAAACGGACGGCCUCGUAUUCGCCCGGAAGGAGCUCAACUUUGAGAGGAUGAGCGAGCGAGAUAGGAAGCAGAUUGUGGCGGAAGUGAACAUCUUGAAAGACCUGCAUCACGACCAUAUUGUACGAUAUCAUGACCGCUAUGUUGAUAGAGACGCCGGCAUUCUCUACAUACUCAUGGAAUACUGCGGCGGAGGCGACCUUUCCACCGUCAUCAAGCAGGCUACGAAGCAGAACCGCCCCAUACCUGAAGACACAAUCUGGAAUUACUUCCACCAGAUCCUACUCGCACUACAACACUGUCACCACCCCGGACACGUACGAUCAGGGAGUGGGUCGGGCGGAGAGUACGACGGACCGCCGAGAAGGGCACAGAUCCUGCAUAGGGAUCUCAAACCGGACAAUGUUUUCCUGGACGAAAACGGCACCGUCAAGCUGGGCGAUUUCGGGCUUUCGAAGGCCCUACCUCAGGCGAGCUUCGCGAACACCUACGUCGGCACGCCGUACUACAUGUCCCCGGAGCUGAUGCAAGAGAAGGCUUAUGACUCAAAGUCCGACAUCUGGUCGUUAGGCUGCCUCAUUUACGAACUCUGCGCUCUAAAACCCCCAUUUCACGAAGCCAAGACGCAUUCGGAGCUGAGCAUCUUUAUUCGCAACGGACGGAUCCCACCAUUACCUAGAGGGUAUUCUCAGACACUCGCGCAUUGCAUCAAGUCAAUGUUGAACUUGAACCCCGCUAUGCGCCCAUCAGCCGCCCAACUUCUCCAACAUGAGCGCAUUGAUAUGGCCUCUAAGGUUUCCGAGGCUGAAAAAAUGCUCAGCAUCGUAAAAGCCCAUCGCGCGGACCUGACAACGAGAGAACGCGCCAUCAUUGUCCGCGAAAAUGCCUUCAACGAAAAAGAACAACGAUUUGCCGACCUCCUCUCCGCCAAAGACCAAGAAAUCACGUCCUUGAAGCAGAUGCUCGCACAGAUGCAGUCCGAAGCUGAAAGGGCCGUCAAGGCUGCCGUUGCUGCCCGAGAAGAGGAACUACGCAUCCUGGUCACCCAGCGCGAGGCAGAGGUUGGGCAGGCCAUGGCGGAGCGGGAGGAAGAGGUCCUUAGGGCGGUUAGGGAGCGCGAGGCGGAGAUUUGCAACGCGUGGGUGAAGCGGGAGGAGGAGAUUCGGAAGGACGUCGAGGAGAGCUUCAAGGCGAUGGAGGAACGGUUGGAGUGGGCGGCGAAGAGGGAGGUCGAGCUGAAGGAACAGGAGAGGAAGCUUGAGGAACGUAGGGCGGAGGUGGAGAAGAUGGAGGCGAACAUUGCAGCCGCGAAUACCGCCGCGAAAGGACGAAAAGAAAAGAGCCCUUUAGAAGAAGUCAAGAACGUCCUCGACCCGUUGUCUCGAGUUACCCAUUCACAAGCGACACCCACCCAACAACAACCCACCCAGCGCAGGCGCAACACCAAGACCGACAUCGUGCCACCUCCCUCUAUUACGACUGCAACCACAUCCAGCGCAACCCAGCCCACGCCUCGUCCCGCUUACCACCCACCUCCUGUGCCAACACCUCUGCGGAUCCCUUCUCUCGAAACGCCUAUAUCGCGGCCUACAUUCGCUGGGUUCAUGCCACCCCUAUCCGCUAUGAAGGGCGUCGUGUUGACUGCGACCGGCGAGACUCUCGCUACCCCCUCUCCAGCUGAGCUCGUCAGCCUGCUCAACUGUUCGCCCAGAGUCGGCCUAAACUUUGCCCGGAUAUUCGACUUUGAAGAGCGAAAGACAGAUGCAACCAUAACGAAGGAGAAGGCAUCCGACGUACUGGAGAGUCCGAGCCCGCCGCCCAGUCCUAGUGCGAGGAAGGAGAGAGAUCGCCUAAGAGAGCGCAGAGCGAAGGAGAAGGAACGAGAAGCCGAGAAGGACGAUGAAGACGAGAGCAGCGGAUCGUCCACAGCCACGACACAGCAACAACAAACACCUCAGCAACUCGUCCCGCCGCCCACAAGAAUUAGGCGGCCGUCAAUACGAACGGCGCACCGUACGUCGAGAAAGGGUACUCUACCUACCUCCACUUCCGAGCCUGCCGUUGGGUCCUCCUCAUCUUCCGCGUCUGCAUCGUCAUCGACGCAGACUAUGAAUGCGAAACCCCUUCCGCACCCACACCUGCGGCCUUCGACCAGCGCCACAAACCUCAAUGCCCUGACUCGUGCAGCGAGUUUACCCAUCUUGCCCAUUCCACCGCGAAACCACCCUUCGCCUCAGUACGACUUCGCAGACGAGGAAAACCUGCCAAGUCCAUUCUUGCGGAAGGUCGAGAAGAACGCCGCUGCUAAGGCAGGGAAGAGCGUGUCGAGUAUGCGGCUCUUUGGCGACGCUGCUUCCUCGUCUGGAUCCGCGAACGGCACUACAAAUGCCCACGCAAGCUCCGCGACGAGCUCGAGUUCAUCGUCUGCUUCGACAGCGACUAUGGUCUCGACGUCUUCCUCAGCCUCGAGCUCGACAAAGGUGAAGAGGCGGCCAAGCAGCGGGCUCUUGCUUCGCGCAGUGGCGGCUGCGAACAAUGCGGGCCGACGGGUGGCGAAUUCGCAGACUGGCCCCAAUCCUCAUUCGCCAAUCGACGAUUCUACGACGCCUACGGGAGUCGAGUUCCCGUCAACGGAGCACGGAGAGUCGACUCAAAGAUCUUCAUUGGCCAAUGCCAGGAAGGCGACCGAGGAAGCGAGAAAGGCUCUCGUACGGUCGUGA